Molecule: messenger RNA, 1961 nt
Organism: Scheffersomyces coipomensis
Lineage: Eukaryota; Fungi; Ascomycota; Pichiomycetes; Serinales; Debaryomycetaceae
Gene: PES1
Product: mRNA-binding ribosome synthesis protein
Exons: 1
Coding region: 73-1902 (609 amino acids)
Biological process (GO): ribosome biogenesis; maturation of LSU-rRNA from tricistronic rRNA transcript (SSU-rRNA, 5.8S rRNA, LSU-rRNA)
Cellular component (GO): nucleolus; PeBoW complex
Molecular function (GO): RNA binding
Source: RefSeq, a predicted model, not a curated record
AAGUUAUUUUCAAAAUUUAUAGAGUUAUAAGCUAAGUAGUUGAAAUAUAUCUAUACAUAUAACUAAUCAAACAUGGCUAAAAUUAAGAAGAGAGGUGCUUCUGGUAAUGCCAAAAACUUCAUUACCAGAACUCAAGCUGUGAAAAAGUUACAAGUUUCAUUAGCUGAUUUCCGUAGACUUUGUAUUUUCAAAGGUAUUUAUCCAAGAGAACCAAGAAAUAAGAAGAAGGCCAAUAAAGGUUCAACUGCUCCAGUCACAUUUUAUUAUUCCAAAGAUAUUCAAUACUUAUUACAUGAACCUGUGUUAGCUAAAUUCAGAGAACAUAAGACAUUUGCCAAAAAAUUACAAAGAGCUUUAGGUAGAGGUGAAGUAAGUGAUGCUCAAAAAUUAGAACAAAAUCGUCCAAAAUAUACUUUAGAACAUAUAAUUAAAGAAAGAUAUCCUACUUUCUUGGAUGCUUUAAGAGAUCUUGAUGAUCCAUUGAAUAUGUUAUUCUUAUUUGCUAAUAUGCCAGCCACUGAUAAAGUUAGUCAUAGAGUAACGAAAGAAGCUGAAAAGUUAUGUAACCAAUGGUUUGCUUAUGUUGCUAAGGAAAGAGUUCUUAAAAAGGUAUUUGUUUCUAUUAAGGGUGUUUAUUACCAAGCUAAUAUUAAAGGUCAAGAAGUUAGAUGGUUAGUUCCAUUCAAAUUCCCAACUAAUAUUCCAACUGAUGUUGAUUUCAGAAUUAUGUUAACCUUCUUAGAAUUUUAUUCUACUUUAUUGCAUUUCACUUUAUUCAGAUUAUAUAACGAUGCUAACUUAAUUUAUCCUCCAACUAUUGAUAUUGAGAAAUUAAAGGGUAUUGGUGGACUUUCAUCAUUUGUUUUACAAUCAAAGGAACAAGGUGUUAAUGCUUUAUUACCAACUGAAAAACCAGUUGAAUCAGAAUCUACUGAAAUUGCUGAAGGUACUGAAUUAUCAAAUGAAGAAAUUAGUAGAGCUAUUGAAGCCGAUAAUGAUGAAGUUGAAGAAGAACAAGAAGGAGAUGAUAAUGAAAAUGUUGAAGAAGCUCAAUUAGAUGAAUUUGAAAGUAAAAACAAAAGUACUGGUGAUUUAUUAGCUCAACCAUCAAGAUUUUUAUCUCCAACUUCAACUUUAUUUUCUAAAUUUAUAUUCUUUGUUGGUCGUGAAGUUCCAUUAGAUAUUUUGGAAUUUUGUAUUGUCUCUAGUGGAGGUUCUAUUGUUUCAGAAAUUGCAUUAGAUGAUUUAAAAAUAAAUAAUCCAACUGCUUUUAAGAAAUUGGAUUUAUCUAAUAUCACUCAUCAAAUCAUAGAUAGACCAAAGAUAAAUCAAAAAGUUCCAGGAAGAACCUAUGUUCAACCACAAUGGGUCUUUGAUUGUAUAAAUAAGAGUGAAUUAUUAACAGUUAACUCAUAUGCUCCAGGUGAAACGUUACCACCACAUUUAUCUCCAUGGGGAGAUGCUGGUGGAUAUGAUCCAUUAGCUGAACAAAAACCAAAGGAAGGUGCUGAAGCUGAAGAAGAGGAAGAAGAAGAUGAAGAAGUUGAUGAAGAUGAAGAUGCUGAAGAAGAAGAUGAAGAAGAAGAAGAACUCGAUGAAGAAGAAAGAGCCGAACUCGAAGCUCAAAAAGAAUUAGAAAAGGAAGUAGCUGGUGUCACUUAUUCUGAAACUGCUGAAGAAGAAAAAGCUUCUACCAAGAAAUCUAAAGGAAAGAAGAGAACUUCAGAAGAAGAUGAAGAAAAAGAAUUAAAGAAGAUUAUGAUGACUAACAAACAACGUAAAUUAUACAAGAAGAUGCAAUAUGGUAUUGAAAAGAAGGAAGCUAGACAAGAAGAAUUAAGUAAGAAGAGAAGAAAGAUUGAAAAGACUAAAGCUGAAUUAAGUAAAUUAAAUAAAAAGUAGUUAUCUUCGAUUACGAAUUGUAUAUAUAGUUAAAUCACACAUUACAUUAGAGAAAGAAU